Lindgomyces ingoldianus is the source of this 2259-nucleotide messenger RNA. RefSeq lists its product as uncharacterized. The record is from RefSeq and is a predicted model, not a curated record. Lineage: Eukaryota; Fungi; Ascomycota; Dothideomycetes; Pleosporales; Lindgomycetaceae. The transcript has 2 exons. The coding region runs from base 1 to 2259 and encodes 752 amino acids.
AUGGAGCGUCCCACAACCGGAAGGAGCCUUCCUCGAUGUUGCUGUGGAUCUCAGAAUUGCGCCUUCCUCGCCCACAACAGCAGCCUUCUGGAAGGCCUAGAACGCGAUGUCCACAAGGCCGCUCAGCUCGGCCAGGCCCUCCUUGUGCGCCAUGAAGCCUAUGUUGCUGACUCGGAGCGGGAGCGUCGCCAGAUGACGGCCACGAUUGAGAGUCUGGAGAAGGAGAAGUUUGAGCUGGAGCAGCGGAACGCGCAGACCAUCAAGGCCAACCGCGACCUCCUCGACCAGCUGGAGCAGCUCAACGACGCCGUCGUGCAAUCUGACGCCGAGGUCAGAGCCCUCACAGACACUCUGCAUUCGACCGAGGAGGAAAUACAACGCCUCUCGUCGCUCGCCGCACGCACGCAGUCGCUGGAAGCCCAGCUGAUAGACCUCGAACGAGAGCAGGCGCACCUCCAGGGGGCACUGGACAGCAAGAUUGGCGACGAGCGCACGGCAAUGCAGAGGUGGAGGCGGGCCGAGAAGACUAUCGGGGACCUCCAGGACCAGAUGGACCGCAUUGAACAGGAGGCACGCCACGAACGCGAACGGCACGAGGAGAUUGUGUCUCGCAUGGAGAGACGCAUGGCGGUGGGCGGAGAACUGGCAACGGCAGCAGGCCGGCUGAAGGCAAAGGCAGGCCAGGACCAGGCCGGCAGCCCUGUUGUGUCGCACUUCGUCAAAGACAUGCUCCUGGACAACGCUAACCUUCAACACGGCAUAUUGGAGCUCCGCGAGAUGCUGAUGAACUCGAACGAGGAAGUCGAGCGUCUCCGGGAGCAGCUGCGCGCUCAUCAGCCAGUGCCGCCCGCUGAAGGGGUGUCGACCCCGACUCCGACGCUGCAGAGAGAGCUAGCCGCAGAGCCACUUCCAAACCAGGAGUUGCACAUCCACCAUCACUACCACGGCCCCCCAAGAAAAGACGGUUCCAAGAACGAGCCACAUCGCCGUGUCAGGAAGAAGCGCUACGGUAUCACUCCAGGAUAUUUCACGCCUCCUGUUCCCCAAUCGCCAUCCCCCUCCACAGCCAUACUGGCACAAACGACUGCCACCGUGCCUCCGAACUCGAAUCGUUGGUCAAAUGCCACAACGCUUGCUCCAUCCUCACUCCCUGCAUCCCCCCUCUCCGUGUCCCACCGCGGAUCUUCCAUCUAUGACCGCGUCUUCAGCGAUGUUGCAUAUGACUCUUCGCGUCCAACAAGCCCAUCGGAGAGCAUUGACCCUUCAUCACCCAUGUUCAGGCCCCUAGAUGCUCAAGACGACGUACCCUACAAACCAAAGCGAGGCUCACACAGCCUGAAACCUCCGAGCCUAUCGACGAUCCGCAGCGCCUCGACUCCGAUAUCCUUGACGACUAAAUCUAGUCCAGCAACCGCCAUAAUUUCAGCUCCCAGUCCGCAGAAUUCUCUCACCAGUGAUAUCUUCAUGCUUUCUCCAGCCCUGGCUUCGACUAUACCAGAGGAGAAUGAGAAUACUUCAACACCGAAACCCCAGUCCCUUACCUCGCCACCCUUCUCCACCACUGUGGACGACGGCGAGCUCUUCUCUCCUACAACUCAGAUCCGCCCCUCAGUCCGCCGAGCCGCCUCUCAUGAGUCCCUUAUUUCCAUAUCUGGCAUGGAUAUUCAUACCCUGCAAUCAAGACCCUCACAACUCCUUUUGUCAUCUUCUCCUCGUUUUGCCUCUCCUUCAUCUGGAACAUCGAGUCAUCCUGUCUUGACUCCAUGGACUGCAACAGCUACUGUAAGCAUGUCAAGACGAAAUCUUGACAGUAGUACUUUCAACCGCUCAUUACUGUACGGCUCCGUCAUCAAUCAGAAGCGAGGGAUAAAUAAUCCAACAAAGAAGCACUCCUCUGAUACCCUCGGCAAAACAAUUGGAGGCUGGGUCUUUGGUAAAUGGGGUACUACUCCAAGUCCGAGCUCUUCCGAUGCCAUUACCUCUGCAAAUCUGCCAGCUCCCUCCAGUGGAGGCGAUAAGAAAGGUAAAGGGGGCGAAACAGCGAGCACGCCACUUUCUAGCCCAGCUACUAUCAAACGUCCAGAUGCGUCCACGCUGGCUAAAGAUGGCAUCCCUGUUCGUCUCCGUCCGGCAGGCGUCAAUCAGUCAGGCCCCAUCUGGGGCUUCUUUGAUGCUAUUCCGCCAACCCCCGAACAAGUCAUGGUGAAAAGCUUGGACGAGGAGGCUCUGAAGAAUGCGUUGACAGAGACAGAGAGCUAA